Molecule: messenger RNA, 324 nt
Organism: Aspergillus lentulus
Lineage: Eukaryota; Fungi; Ascomycota; Eurotiomycetes; Eurotiales; Aspergillaceae
Source: RefSeq, a predicted model, not a curated record
AUGGACACCGUCGCUGAAGUCCUCUGGUGCUCAGUCAGCCCAGCAGAGUCCCCCAGAACCAAAGACGAAACAGAGACGGAAAUCGGUUCUCUUGGCGCGAAUACCUACCAGUACGUCACCUGUCUUUGGAGUGUGCAGGUGGUAUCAAACAAUGCAGCCAAAGAACGCGAUAAUUUGAGGAUGCUCCGCCCGCGCCGCGAGGAGGAGGACGAUGGCGUUGGAAUGUCUUGCGGAAUGGGUGCGCGCAGGUACCGCUACGUGCUGUGUGGUAUCAAGGGGUCUUGGCUGGAGGACAGUGUUGCCUUUGAGCGUCAGAUGGAGUAA